AUGGCAGAAGCUACCAGGGUCAUCGUGGUGGUGGUGGCGCUGGUGGUAGUCCACCCGGAUGAGCGGGAUUACUUAGAGGUGGGCAAUGUGAUCCUCAACAAGUCGGUGCUUCGCCCUGGCAGGUGGCAUGACGUCACUAUGGUGGUGAACUGCAAGGAGGGCCGUGCCUUCAUCUACGUCGACGGCAAGAUCGUUCGCGGGGACGGCGGCGAGCACGCGGUGGUUAUCGGCGAGGGAGCAGGAGCCAAGUCGCCCCUGGCCGUGAAGCGGGGAGGCUUUCUGCUCUUUGCGGCUUCCGAGGCAUCGUGGAUGCCUGGGGGCUGCUACCUGCGUCGCUGCGCAUUUACGAGCGACUGCCUUUCGGCGAAGCAGCUGGAGCAGGGUGCGUAUCAAAAUCGCCUGGCCAGUGCCAAGAUCCGUGAGUAUCUCAAGGAGCAGCUGCCCCAGCAGGAGUUGGCCCUGACGCCGAUACUAAGGCGCAAGGCGAUGCCCUUCUGGCGCUCGGGCUGGUUCCUCUCGGAGUUUGGUCAGGCGGUCUUUCCCGUCGACUCGGAGAGUUCCUUCUCGAGCUUUCAGGUGUUCGUGUUCGCGGCGGAGAAGCUGUUCCAGGCCCCGAGCAGCGAGGGAAAGCUAAGCGGCAUCCUCGGGUUGAUGAGUGAGGAGGCGCAGAAGGCCAGGCUGGUCUGCCUGACGGGCGCGGGAUUUUCCACGGAGUCCGGGAUCCCGGACUACCGAAGCCCCCAGGGGUCCUACUCCAAGGGCCACAAGCCCAUGACCCACCAGGAGUUCGUGUCCAGCUGCUUGAACCGCCGGCGCUACUGGGCCCGCUCUCUCAGGGGCUGGCGCUACUUCGACGGUGCGGCUCCGAACUCUGCGCACCGAGCGCUGGGGGUGUUGGAAGACGCCGGGUACGUGCAGGCGGUGAUCACUCAGAAUGUUGACGGUUUACAUCAGAGGGCAGGGUCUCAGAAUGUGAUCGACCUCCACGGGCGCAAUGACCAGGUGAUGUGCCUGACCUGCUCUCGCACGCGUCCGCGGGCCGGCUACCAGUUGGAGCUUGAGGAAGUGAACGCCGCGUGGAUGGAUGCCUUCCUCCCCCCGCAGGAGGUCAUGGACAUCCGCGCCGACGGCGAUGCCCACCUGGACGUCCGCAGCUUCGACGGUUUCGUGGUGCCUCCCUGCAAAGCCUGUGGGGGGGUCUGGAAGCCUCGGGUGGUCUUCUUUGGCGGCUCCCUGGAGUCUUCGGUGAAGCUCAAGGCCCAGGAGGCGCUGCGAGGAGCGGAGGCUCUCUUGGUGAUGGGAACCUCCGCCAAGGUCUUCAGCGCCUUCUCGCUGGUCCGCCUCGCGGCGGAGGCCAAAAAGCCGGUGGCCCUGGUCAACAUCGGGGAGACCCGUGCAGAUCCCCUGGUUUCUCCCGACCUCCGCAUGCACAUGCGCUGCAGCGAAGCGCUGUCCGCCGCGGAGCCCCUCUUCCGGCGGCUCAGCAACGCCCUGGAGUCACCCGAGCCCCAGGUGAUUGUCUUCUUCCUGAAGGCCGUUAAGCAGCUACGAGCCCGGAUGAGCAACGUCGGGGAUGCGUGCAUCAUUCCACUCGCGGUGGGCAGCACUGUGGUACCCCUGAUGCUCGAGAAGACAGAGGGCAAGGACGGCCCCAACUACCGCCUCACCAUCUGCAACGGUGGGCCAGGGGUCCUGUACCACAGGCAGUCGGCACGGAGCCCCCCGAAGCUCAAGCAUCAGACUUGCAUGACCUUUGACGGCAUCCCCGCCGAGCGCGCUGAAGACGAGGCGUUCUGGACCACCAUGGUCACCGCGUGUCUGAUCUCCAGCGAGCGGGAGCCCGAAGAUCUUCUCUACGACGUCUUCCUGCCUUACCUGAUUAAGGCCCCAGCCGUCGUGGAUGCGCUGUAUCCGAAGGGAGCGAAGAUGCUCGAGGGCCUCAGCAUCCCGGACUCCGACUUCCACUCGAGGCCCAGGGCCUUCGGCCCCUGGCGCGGCCUCACGCUCCUGUGGAAGCAUCUCCUGAGAUCCAAGGCCGGGCUCACGAAGCAGCAGGUGAAGGCCGUCAAGUGGGAGCUCCGGGCCACCAUGGUGGACAUGUGCGUCCACGACCUCAAAGCAUCUAAAGGGCUCGACUCCACCGACCUCCGGCUGCUUAAGCUGGGCUGCGGCACCAUGUCCUUCGCGGCAGUCAGGAACCAUACCUGUGCCACAGACUGCCGGUCGGACGAGGACUCCCUGAGCCUGCCUGCAGCCAACCACUCCCUCUUCGCCUGCAAGAAGUUGGUCGAUGCUAUCGACGUCCUGUGCUCUCAGAAGCCGCGGACCUAUGAGGGUCAGGAUGGCAGCGGGGAGUUCUCUUCCUACCUGGACCUGGACACCGGGGAGGAGAAAGUCAGCCAAAGUGCGAUCUUCCCCUUCUUCGACCGUCUGCUCCGGCAAGAGGCCAGGGACUCAACCUGUAGCAUGAAAGAGCAUCGUAGUUAG
This is a messenger RNA of Symbiodinium sp. CCMP2456, 2487 nucleotides long. The record is from the annotation of a GenBank genome assembly. Lineage: Eukaryota; Dinophyceae; Suessiales; Symbiodiniaceae.